AUGUUCAAGGAUGCUCAGGAUUUUUCUGUCAAGUGUGAUGUCUAUCAAAGGGCUGGGAACAUCUCCAAAAGGCAUGAGAUGCCUCAGAACCCAAUUUUGGAGGUAGAAGUCUUUGAUUGCUGGAGCAUUGAUUUCAUGGGACCUUUCCCAACAUCAUAUGGUGGAAAGCCCUUAUCACCUCAAACUAGUGGCCAACUGGAGGUUUUCAAUAGACAAAUCAAGGCUAUCUUGGAGAGGACAGUGAACUCAACAAGAAAAGAUUGGUCUAAGAAGUUGGAUGAUGCCUUAUGGGCAUACAGAAAUGCAUUCAAGACACCCAUAGGGACCUCUCCUUUCAAUCUUCUCAUUGGAAAGAGUUUUCACUUGCCUGUGGAACUAGAGUACAAGGCAUUGUGGGCUUUCAAGCUUCUCAACUUUGACAUCAAGACUGCUCAGGAGAAGAGGCUCUUCCAACUUCAUGAGCUUGAUGAGAUUAGGCUUGAUGCCUAUGAAAGUUCAAGGAUCUACAAAGAAAGGACCAAGAGCCUACAUGAUCAGAAGAUUCUGAAGAGAGAUUUCAAGGAAGGGGAUCUGGUGCUGUUGUUUAACUCACGACUCAAACUGUUACCAGGGAAACUUAGAUCAAGGUGGUCAAGCACUUUUAAGAUCAUGCAAGUGAGGAGUUAUGGAGCCAUUGAGCUUAAGGGAAAGAAUGGCAAAGGGUUUGUUGUCAAUGGGCAAAGACUGAAGCCUUAUCUGGUUAAUAAGAUCAAGGAGGGAGCUUCCUCAGUUCCUCUAGAUGAUCUCCCAUCUAAGUAA
Eutrema salsugineum is the source of this 798-nucleotide messenger RNA. RefSeq lists its product as uncharacterized. Gene Ontology annotation, molecular function: nucleic acid binding. The transcript has 2 exons. The record is from RefSeq and is a predicted model, not a curated record. NCBI's taxonomy places the organism in Eukaryota, Viridiplantae, Streptophyta, Magnoliopsida, Brassicales, Brassicaceae. Bases 1 to 798 code for a protein of 265 amino acids.